CUUCUGGCAGUGCCUGAAUUGUUGCUGUUCUCCCUCUCCUUUUCUUCUCUCUGUAAAACCAUGGCCCAUCGGCUGCGGUUUCAUUUUGGCUCUGGGCGAAGCAACACAGCCCCCGAAUCAGAGAUCCUCGACCGGGAGAGAGAAGAUGACUUUUUCAUGGCAUUCCACACUUUGCCAAGAAGAAACAGUCCUCACGCUUUCUCCCGACACGGAGCAGAUUAUGGUGGUGGCGGUGAUUUGCAAGAAGUAGGCUCCUUAAAAAGGAGUACAUCCAUGUUUAUUCCCCAGCUGCUGAACAGUAUUGAUGUGCGUCCAACAAGAAGCUCGUCAAUGCAGAUCUCUCUUCAGCGCAAAGCUGCGAAUGGCUGCGCGGACGAGUGUGCAACCCUGGAAUCUCCUGAGGAGACACUUCCUUGUAAAUUCUCUGACUUCAGGGAGCAUUAUGCACCCCCUGUUGAAAACCAUUCUUCUUCUCCGAUCAGUCCAGAGGUGACUCCUGAAAAUUCUCCACCCAGGCUGACAGAAGAGUUAGGGCAACAGAUUAAUGGAACUAUUUGCUGUAAUCGUAGAAUAUUUUGUACUAUUCCUUCUAAUAACCAGACUGAGGAUGCUUCAUCAACUGCCCAAGAAGAUGAGGCAAAUGAAGCAGCUUCAGGUUUAAACAUAAGUGGUGUGAGGAUUCAGCAUCGGGCUUCAAGUGCAGACGUGCCUCAGGUUACUCUACUACCCUUCGGUACUGAGGCUCAGAAUAAUGCUCCCACCCCAGAACCCCGGCGUUGGUCUUUGCAACAUGUGCCAGAUAUGUCAGCAAAUUCAGGGAAAAAGUUCUUUGUUCUCCAGUUACAGCAACCCCAGACAAGUGGUACAGGUGCGGCAGGCGAAUGUAACUUUGGUUUUACUGGAUCAAAAGGGGACAGAUUGGUCAGGUAUCCUCGGAUACGGCUAGAAAGGAGUACUUCUUACCCUGUCCAGCCGCCAACAGAAGAAAUUAGCCCCACAGAUGAUGGAUUGAAUUCAGAACUGCAUGGAAAUGGCAGGAAUGGGUCAGAAAUAUCUAGAAGCAAUUCAGUAGAGCGGAUUCCUCAAGGGCAGGGAUGCUUGUUUAAAAUCAGACCAGAUCAAAACACGAGGCAGCAGCACUUCAGAAUUCUUGUCACCCGUGGUCCUGAAGAACAAAAUCAGGUUGUUGGUAAAGAGGGUCGUGGCACCCCUGGUCCUGCAACAGCCAGCACCACAACUAGAGACGACUUCCUGGGUCAAGUGGAUGUGCCACUUAGUCACCUUCCGACUGAAGACCCAACCAUGGAAAGGCCAUACACAUUUAAGGAUUUCCUUCUCAGACCAAGAAGCCACAAAUCUCGUGUAAAGGGUUUCUUGAGACUGAAGAUGGCUUAUAUGCCUAAAAAUGGUGGCCAAGAGGAAGAAAACAAUGAUCAAAGGGAUGAAUCUGAGCAUGGAUGGGAUGUGGUUGAUUCCAGUGACUCCGCAUCUCAACGUCAGGAGGAGUUACCACCUCCUCCACUGCCUCCUGGAUGGGAAGAAAAGGUGGACAACCUGGGGCGGACUUACUAUGUCAACCAUAACAACAGGACUACUCAGUGGCAUCGACCAAGUUUAAUUGAUGUGGGAUCUGAUUCAGAUAACAAUAUAAGGCAAAUAAACCAAGAAGCAGCCCAUAGGCGGUUCCGCUCUCGUAGACACAUUAGUGAGGAUUUGGAACCAGAACCUAUGGAGAUUGGAGACAUUCCUGAGCCUUGGGAAACCAUUUCAGAGGAGGCAAGUGCAAGUGGAGAUUCCUUAAGCUUGUCAUUGCCACCUCCUCCUGCAUCUCCAGUAUCCCGUACCAGUCCUCAGGAGCUAUCUGAGGAACUGAGCAGAAGACUUCAGGUCACUCCUGAUUCCAAUGGGGAACAACUCAGUUCUUUGAUUCAAAGAGAUCCUUCUUCAAGAUUAAGAUCUUGCAGUGUAACAGACACAGUUGCUGAACAGUCUCAGUUAUCCUUGCCUUCAGUGGCCUAUGUACAUACUACACCAGGCUUACCUUCAGGCUGGGAAGAAAGAAAGGAUGCAAAAGGCCGUACAUAUUAUGUCAACCAUAACAAUCGAACCACAACAUGGACGCGGCCCAUUAUGCAGCUUGCAGAAGAUGGCAUGGUUGGGUCAACAGCAAACAGCAGCAACCAUUUAAGUGAACCGCAGAUAAGACGGCCUCGUAGCCUCAGUUCACCCACAGUAACUUUAUCUGCUCCGCUCGAGGGUAUCAAGGACUCCCCUGUGCGCAGAGCAGUGAAGGACACCCUUUCCAAUCCACAGUCUCCACAGCCCUCACCUUACAACUCUCCUAAACCACAACACAAAGUUGCACAAAGCUUCCUUCCUCCUGGCUGGGAGAUGCGAAUAGCACCCAACGGCAGGCCCUUCUUCAUUGAUCAUAAUACUAAAACUACUACGUGGGAGGAUCCACGACUGAAAUUUCCAGUGCAUUUGAGAUCAAAAGCAUCUUUGAACCCUAAUGAUUUAGGCCCUCUUCCUCCUGGUUGGGAGGAAAGAAUACAUUUGGAUGGAAGAACGUUUUAUAUAGACCAUAGAAGCCAGGUGUUGAUAUGUGGAGACAUUGAUACCAGAGACUUAGUGCCCUCAUACGAUAAUAAAAUUACCCAGUGGGAAGACCCUAGACUGCAGAACCCGGCAAUUACUGGUCCAGCAGUUCCGUAUUCCAGGGAGUUCAAACAGAAAUAUGACUAUUUCCGGAAGAAGUUAAAGAAACCAGCUGAUAUACCAAACAGGUUUGAGAUGAAGCUACACAGAAAUAAUAUUUUUGAGGAGUCCUACAGAAGAAUCAUGUCUGUGAAGAGACCUGAUGUACUGAAAGCCAGGCUCUGGAUUGAAUUUGAGUCAGAAAAAGGACUUGACUAUGGAGGUGUGGCCAGAGAAUGGUUUUUUCUCUUGUCCAAGGAGAUGUUUAACCCUUAUUAUGGUCUCUUUGAAUAUUCAGCAACGGACAACUAUACACUUCAGAUUAAUCCUAAUUCAGGUCUUUGUAAUGAAGAUCAUCUGUCAUAUUUCACAUUUAUUGGUCGGGUUGCUGGUCUGGCAGUAUAUCAUGGGAAGCUAUUGGAUGGCUUCUUCAUCAGACCUUUUUACAAGAUGAUGCUGGGGAAACCAAUAACUCUGAAAGACAUGGAGUCAGUGGAUAGCGAAUACUACAACUCUUUGAAGUGGAUCCUAGAAAAUGACCCUACAGAGCUGGAUCUCAUGUUUUGCAUAGAUGAGGAAAACUUCGGACAGACAUAUCAAGUCGACCUGAAGCCAAAUGGGUCAGAAAUCAUGGUAACAAAUGAAAACAAAAGGGAAUAUAUUGACCUGGUCAUCCAAUGGAGGUUUGUAAACAGAGUUCAAAAACAAAUGAAUGCUUUUUUGGAGGGAUUCACAGAACUUCUUCCUAUUGAUCUGAUUAAAAUUUUUGAUGAAAAUGAACUAGAGUUACUGAUGUGUGGCCUUGGCGAUGUUGAUGUUAAUGACUGGAGACAACACACAAUCUACAAAAAUGGCUACUGCCCAAAUCAUCCCGUUAUCCAGUGGUUCUGGAAGGCCGUUUUACUGAUGGAUGCCGAAAAGCGGAUUCGAUUACUGCAGUUUGUUACUGGGACGUCACGUGUGCCUAUGAAUGGAUUCGCUGAACUUUAUGGUUCAAAUGGUCCUCAGCUGUUUACAAUAGAGCAAUGGGGAAGUCCUGAUAAACUGCCCAGAGCUCACACAUGCUUUAAUCGCCUAGACUUACCUCUUUAUGAAUCUUUUGAAGAUUUGCGAGAGAAGCUACUUAUGGCAGUUGAAAAUGCUCAAGGAUUUGAAGGAGUGGAUUAAAACAUCGACUUUUUUCCCCCUUCAAGCAAGUUCUGCUUGCACUUUUGCAUUUGCCUGAUGGACUCUGAGUGAUUACGGCAGAACAGUUGCACAGCGUUGCUUCAUGGAGCAAACCCUUCGACAGCGCAGUUGCCCGAAUCCAGAAGUUUGAACUGUGUAGUCUGUGGGUGGCUCUUCUGACGUUUCCACAGCAGAUUACCGA
This is a messenger RNA of Pygoscelis adeliae (Adelie penguin), 4066 nucleotides long. It is a transcript of the gene NEDD4L, whose product is annotated as neural precursor cell expressed, developmentally down-regulated 4-like, E3 ubiquitin protein ligase. Lineage: Eukaryota; Metazoa; Chordata; Aves; Sphenisciformes; Spheniscidae. Gene Ontology annotation, molecular function: protein binding; sodium channel inhibitor activity; ubiquitin protein ligase activity. The transcript is spliced from 27 exons. The coding region runs from base 61 to 3864 and encodes 1267 amino acids. The record is from RefSeq and is a predicted model, not a curated record. Gene Ontology annotation, biological process: ubiquitin-dependent protein catabolic process; regulation of dendrite morphogenesis.